Messenger RNA from Coturnix japonica (Japanese quail), 1446 nucleotides. The record is from RefSeq and is a predicted model, not a curated record. Lineage: Eukaryota; Metazoa; Chordata; Aves; Galliformes; Phasianidae.
AUGGGGCUGCAGCGCAGCGAGGGGGGGUUCCAGAGCAACGCAGCACCCACAGAUCUCCACCUGACGCUGGACCCCACUCAGCGCUACCAGAAGGUGAAGGGCUUCGGGGGCUCCGUCACCGACUCGGCCGCCAUCAACAUCCUGUCGCUGCCCCAGGAGGCGCAGACGCACCUGAUCCGCUCCUACUUCUCUGAUGAAGGCAUUGAGUACAACCUGGUGCGCGUCCCCAUGGCCAGCACCGACUUCUCGGUGCGACUCUACACCUACGCCGACACGGAGGGCGACUUCCAGCUGGAGCACUUCAACCUGACCGAGGAGGACACCAGGAUGAAGAUCCCCAUCCUAAAGGCGGCUCAGGCUGUGGCUGCGCGGCCGCUGUCGCUCUACGCCAGCCCAUGGACAUCCCCGGUGUGGAUGAAGACCAACGGCGCCAUGACGGGGAGGGGGACCUUAAAAGGGACCCCAGGGGAUAAAUAUCACACGACGUGGGCCAACUAUUUCAUCCGGUUCUUGGAUGAAUACGCCAAACACAACCUGACCUUCUGGGCAGUGACUGCAGGCAAUGAACCCACAGCCGGGGAGAUCGUCUUCUACCCCUUCCAGUGCCUGGGAUUCUCCCCCGAGCACCAGCGGGAUUUCAUCGCUCGGGACCUGGGCCCGGCGUUGGCCAACAGCUCCCACAGCAACGUGCAGCUCAUCAUCCUGGAUGACCAGAGGGUGAUGUUGCCCUACUGGGCUCAAGUGGUCCUCAAAGACCCCGUGGCCGCCAGUUACAUCGACGGCAUCGGGAUCCAUUGGUACCUGGAUUUCCUGGCCCCCAUCGACCUGACGUUGUCCAUCACCCACCAUCUCUUCCCCAACCAUUUCCUCCUCUCCACCGAAGCCUCCACUGGAUCCUAUUUCUGGGAGCCCAGGGUGGUCCUGGGGGGCUGGGAGAGGGGCAGCAAAUACAGCCACAGCAUCUUAACGGACCUGAAUAACUACGUGACGGGUUGGACCGACUGGAACCUGGCGCUGGACCUGGAGGGGGGGCCCAACUGGAGCAAGAACUACGUGGACAGCCCCGUCAUCGUCGACAGCAGCCAGGGCGUCUUCUACAAGCAGCCCAUGUUCUACCACAUGGGGCACUUCAGUAAGUUCAUCCCCGCGGGCUCCCAACGCGUCGGGCUGCGCGUUUCCCGUCGGUGCCGGCGCUGCGGGUUGGAGCACACCGCGUUCCUGCGGCCCGACGGGGCGGCCGUGCUCGUGGUGCUCAACAGAUCCCCCUCUCCGGUCUCAUUUGGGAUUUCCGACCCCACCAUUGGGGUCAUUGAGGACGUCGCCCCCCCCGACUCCAUACAGACGUUCCUAUGGCAGCACCGGGUGUAGCCGCACCCCCCGGGGGGGGCUUUUGGGGACGGACCCCCCCCCCCCUUGUGCCACCCCAAUGGGGUCCGGUUGAUCCAA